This is a messenger RNA of Stegostoma tigrinum, 462 nucleotides long. RefSeq names its product utrophin. The transcript is spliced from 4 exons. Gene Ontology annotation, cellular component: plasma membrane. The record is from RefSeq and is a predicted model, not a curated record. Gene Ontology annotation, biological process: synaptic signaling. NCBI's taxonomy places the organism in Eukaryota, Metazoa, Chordata, Chondrichthyes, Orectolobiformes, Stegostomatidae.
AUGACUGGCAAACUCACAAUGAUGGCUGUAGUGAGAACAUCUCUGCAGAAAGUUGGAAUGUUUUUGUAGCAAUUGCAAAUGAUGGCAAUUUCCUCUCCACCUUAUCAGAAACUGCGUAAGGAUAUCUAGGCUGAAAUUGAUGCUCAUAAUGACAUCUUUAAGAGUAUUGAUGGCAACAGACACAAGAUGAUGAAAGUUUUGGGAAAUUCAGAGGAAGUUGCCUUGCUUCAGCACCGACUUGAUGAUAUGAACCAACGAUGGAGUGACCUAAAGAACAAAUCUGUCAAUAUCAGUCAGGGUCAUUUGGAAGCCAAUGCAGAACGUUGGAACAGGUUGCCAGCAUUAUUAGAAGAACUAAGUAAGUGGUUGAACCUCAAGAACGAAACGCUAUCCAGACAGAUGCCCAUUGGAGGUGAUGUUCAAACUCUACUGCAACAAUUGUUGGAAUUUAGCUGUCAAUGA